GUUCUACUGAGCAAUGGCUGGGAUGUGGGCAAACCAGGGCGAGCACGCAGGCUAUGCGCAGCAGCCAAACUGGAACCAAUGGUGGGACGUGGGCAAGUCAUGGGAUCCAAACAUGGAAGGCUACAUGUGGCAGGCGCACCCCGAGUGGUACCAUCAGCAGUGGAGCCAGUGGCAGCACCGAGCACCUCCUGGCCUUUCGUCUGAGGAGCUAGGCCAGAGCGAGGAGGAUUUCAAUACGACCAUUGCAGCUCAAAAGGACACUCCAGAUCCAGUGGCUCUGAGCCUUCUGGCACACUUGAAGCAAGACGUUCCGGAAAAGGUUGAAGAUGAGGAUGAUGACAAAGCAUUGAAAGGGCACAUCGAGUCUGCUGUAGCAUCUUUCUUGGCAGGCGGUGAUCUCGAAGACAGUGACGAGGAAGAAGCACCGAGGGAAGAGACGACGAUAACUGCAGAACCACCAGAAGCACAACUGUCUGCAGACGCAGGUGUAUUUGUGCCCAUGGCAAUCAACAUCCCUGCAAAGCAUGCAAGCCAGGAAACUUCAGGCCCAAAGUGCGAAUACUUGAUCUCUACCUUAAAGCGGGUCGGCCUGAAGUUUGAUUUGGAUGACGUGCCGACAGAGAAACACGUCAACAACUAUCUUGAGUACAUCAAAAAGCAGCCGUUGCCGCCAAAGCUUUGUGAAGACGAGGAGUUGUGGGAGCUUUUCCAUCAGGAGAUUCGCGCAGCCAUUGCAAGUUCAUACUUCAAUCGCAUUUGUCCAAGACUUCCGGAGGUCCAGCGGGCAUUCACAGAGCAUUUGCCAGAAGGAAAAACAGAAGAGCUUCGAGCGGACUUGAUCCAGACGAUGUGUGCCCAAAAGACUCCAGGAACGUACCAUAUUCUUCCGCCAGAUGGCAAGGGCUCACAACCGAUUAUAUUUUUGGCCCAGACACCAUCAGACUUCAUCAGCUUCCUCGACCCAGCGCAAUCCAAAGGUGAUGAGGUGCCGGAUGCUGAUUGGAAUGUUUUUGAUGAGGCUUGCAAAGAAGAUGGUUUCAAAUUGCCGCACAGUCUUCGUCUGGCUGCUGUUCAGAUCCGCAACACAGUAAAGCACUUCCGGCAGACACCACUUGCGCAGGUCGAACUUUUGGUUCACUCUGCUAUCCGCCAAGCCAAGCUGGCUCCAUGGGACGACCAUUGGCGACCCAAGCACGUCGUAGAGGACCUGACUUUCAAUCAAAAAGAGCGCAUUGCAGGAAUGACAGCACAUCAGCAGAAAGACAAGAGGUGGCAGUACCAGAGCAGGCAUUGGCGAGCUGGUGAUAGAUCUGAUAGAUGGGAUUCCUCAAACUCAUGGGGAAAAUGGGAGGACCAGGAUUGGCAGGAGCCAGAGCCAGAAUUCGAUGCGCAGCAAACGCAGUGGCCUAGUUUGGGUGAAGCAGUGGGCAAGCCUGUCCAGAGGUCAGGGUGGUUGGUCCGGCCAAGGGGCCAAACAGUUUGGCACGAUGAAACUUCAAGCCUCCGCAGCUUCAGCAGCAGUGGUCAAAGAGUUUCUGUAGCAGAAGAAGCCGAAGUUCCUGAGGAGUUGACCAACAAGAUCCUUCAGAUGAUGAUC
Molecule: messenger RNA, 1597 nt
Organism: Cladocopium goreaui
Lineage: Eukaryota; Dinophyceae; Suessiales; Symbiodiniaceae
Source: the annotation of a GenBank genome assembly